This is a messenger RNA of Cydia pomonella (codling moth), 6545 nucleotides long. It is a transcript of the gene Inos, whose product is annotated as inositol-3-phosphate synthase 1-A. Gene Ontology annotation, biological process: phospholipid biosynthetic process; inositol biosynthetic process. The record is from RefSeq and is a predicted model, not a curated record. The coding region runs from base 213 to 3323 and encodes 1036 amino acids. Gene Ontology annotation, cellular component: cytoplasm. Gene Ontology annotation, molecular function: inositol-3-phosphate synthase activity. NCBI's taxonomy places the organism in Eukaryota, Metazoa, Arthropoda, Insecta, Lepidoptera, Tortricidae. The transcript is spliced from 22 exons.
UAGUUUCAAUUCAUUCAUCGACGAAGGUGGACGGUUAGCUCAGUGAUUACCUGUUUUAAACACGAUUUCAAAUAAAUUUGUGCAUACGAAUUGGAAAACCACUUGUAUUAACGUGUAAUACAGAAAUCUUGGACUUGGACUUGAAGAUAUACUAAAUAAAUACUUAAUUAUUAUUUGUUGAAAUAGUAGUAGUAAGCGAUUUUCUAGUCGUUAUGGAAAGAUCUUCAAAUUUGCUGGUUUCCAGUCCGAAUGUAAAAUAUACGGAUGAUUAUAUUUUCGCCGAUUAUGACUAUGAAGAAACUCUGGUGACGAAGAACGGCGACGAUUUGGUGGCAAAACCAUUUAAAACAUCACUAUGUCUCCGCACGGGCCGGAAGGUGGGCAAACUGGGUAUCAUGCUGGUGGGAUGGGGUGGCAACAACGGAUCCACAUUCACCGCAGCCGUGUUGGCCAAUAGACAUCAGCUGUCUUGGAACACGAAGAAUGGAACUAUGCAGUCUAAUUGGUUGGGAUCCAUCACUCAGGCGUCCACAGUCAGACUGGGCAUGGAUGAGAAGGGUCAUGAUGUAUAUGUGCCCAUGUCACACUUGUUACCCAUGGUGCACCCUGAUGACUUGGCGAUCGACGGCUGGGACAUCAGUCCCCUAAACCUGGCCGAGUCCAUGGUGCGGGCCAAGGUCAUAGACUACGACCUGCAGCAGAAGCUGAGGAAGGAAAUGGCCGCCAUGAAGCCGCGUCCUGCGAUCUACGACCCGGACUUUAUUGCGGCUAACCAGGCGGACCGCGCGACCCACCUCAUCCGCGGCACGAAAUACGAGCAGUAUCUUCAAAUCCGCGCUGACAUCAAGGACUUCAAGGAUCGCCAGAAGCUGGAUAAAGUCAUCGUGCUGUGGACCGCCAAUACCGAGAGGUUCUGUGAGCUGAAGCCGGGAGUGCACGACACGUCGGACAACAUCGAGAAAGCCCUGCGGAACAACGAGCCUGAGAUCUCGCCAUCCACUAUUUUUGCGCUCGCUGCCAUCGACGAAGGGUGUUGCUACAUCAACGGUUCUCCUCAAAACACAUUAGUUGAAGGUGUCGUGGAACGCGCGGAGAAAAACGGAGUUUUUGUGGCCGGCGAUGACUUCAAAUCUGGACAGACCAAGCUCAAGUCCGUGCUGGUCGACUUUUUGGUGUCCGCAGGUCUGAAACCGGUAUCUAUUGUAAGCUACAACCACCUCGGCAACAACGACGGCAAGAACCUCUCCGCGGCCAAGCAGUUCCGCUCCAAAGAGAUCUCCAAGUCCAACGUGGUUGAUGAUAUGGUGGAGAGCAACAGUAUGAUGUACAAGCCAGGGGAGAAGCCCGACCAUGUGGUGGUCAUCAAAUAUGUGCCGUAUGUCGGCGAUUCUAAGCGCGCAAUGGACGAAUACACCUCCGAGAUCCUCCUCCAUGGCACCAACACCAUCGUGGUGCACAACACGUGCGAGGACUCGCUGCUGGCCGUGCCGCUCAUCCUGGACUUGGCGCUGUUGGCCGAGCUGUUCUCCAGGCUGUCGCUGCGCAGGCAGGGCACUGAUGAGUGGAGCGGGCUCCACUGCGUGCUGUCCUCCCUCUCGUACCUGCUGAAGGCGCCGGUGGUGCCGGCGGGCGCGCCCGUGGUGAACGCGCUGUUCAAGCAGCGCGCCGCUCUCGAGAACAUCAUGCGCGCCGCGCUCGGCCUGCCGCCGCUGCACCAGCUGCAGCUCGAGCACAAGGUAUGUAACGCGCCGGUGGUGCCGGCGGGCGCGCCCGUGGUGAACGCGCUGUUCAAGCAGCGCGCCGCUCUCGAGAACAUCAUGCGCGCCGCGCUCGGCCUGCCGCCGCUGCACCAGCUGCAGCUCGAGCACAAGGUAUGUAACGCGCCGGUGGUGCCGGCGGGCGCGCCCGUGGUGAACGCGCUGUUCAAGCAGCGCGCCGCUCUCGAGAACAUCAUGCGCGCCGCGCUCGGCCUGCCGCCGCUGCACCAGCUGCAGCUCGAGCACAAGGUAUGUAACGCGCCGGUGGUGCCGGCGGGCGCGCCCGUGGUGAACGCGCUGUUCAAGCAGCGCGCCGCUCUCGAGAACAUCAUGCGCGCCGCGCUCGGCCUGCCGCCGCUGCACCAGCUGCAGCUCGAGCACAAGGUAUGUAACGCGCCGGUGGUGCCGGCGGGCGCGCCCGUGGUGAACGCGCUGUUCAAGCAGCGCGCCGCUCUCGAGAACAUCAUGCGCGCCGCGCUCGGCCUGCCGCCGCUGCACCAGCUGCAGCUCGAGCACAAGGUAUGUAACGCGCCGGUGGUGCCGGCGGGCGCGCCCGUGGUGAACGCGCUGUUCAAGCAGCGCGCCGCUCUCGAGAACAUCAUGCGCGCCGCGCUCGGCCUGCCGCCGCUGCACCAGCUGCAGCUCGAGCACAAGGUAUGUAACGCGCCGGUGGUGCCGGCGGGCGCGCCCGUGGUGAACGCGCUGUUCAAGCAGCGCGCCGCUCUCGAGAACAUCAUGCGCGCCGCGCUCGGCCUGCCGCCGCUGCACCAGCUGCAGCUCGAGCACAAGGUAUGUAACGCGCCGGUGGUGCCGGCGGGCGCGCCCGUGGUGAACGCGCUGUUCAAGCAGCGCGCCGCUCUCGAGAACAUCAUGCGCGCCGCGCUCGGCCUGCCGCCGCUGCACCAGCUGCAGCUCGAGCACAAGGUAUGUAACGCGCCGGUGGUGCCGGCGGGCGCGCCCGUGGUGAACGCGCUGUUCAAGCAGCGCGCCGCUCUCGAGAACAUCAUGCGCGCCGCGCUCGGCCUGCCGCCGCUGCACCAGCUGCAGCUCGAGCACAAGGUAUGUAACGCGCCGGUGGUGCCGGCGGGCGCGCCCGUGGUGAACGCGCUGUUCAAGCAGCGCGCCGCUCUCGAGAACAUCAUGCGCGCCGCGCUCGGCCUGCCGCCGCUGCACCAGCUGCAGCUCGAGCACAAGGUAUGUAACGCGCCGGUGGUGCCGGCGGGCGCGCCCGUGGUGAACGCGCUGUUCAAGCAGCGCGCCGCUCUCGAGAACAUCAUGCGCGCCGCGCUCGGCCUGCCGCCGCUGCACCAGCUGCAGCUCGAGCACAAGGUAUGUAACGCGCCGGUGGUGCCGGCGGGCGCGCCCGUGGUGAACGCGCUGUUCAAGCAGCGCGCCGCUCUCGAGAACAUCAUGCGCGCCGCGCUCGGCCUGCCGCCGCUGCACCAGCUGCAGCUCGAGCACAAGGUCCCAUUCCUGAUGUCGGACCUCCGCAGCGGCCGCAUGUUCGCGGGUGGAGCUCCGCCUUCGAAGAAACAGAAAGUCGCCCACACGAAUGGGGAUAAGUAAAUACAAAAAAACAUCUUCUUACCCCAGUAAGCAAACAGGCUCAAAACAAUAUUUCUAUCGCCGGUAAAGUUAUGGACGACGAAGACUAUUAAAUUAUUUAUUUAAAACUUUUUCUACAGCGUAAUUGUUUAUAAUUAAUUUUAGAAGGAGCUCUAACAUUAUGUCAUUUUUAGUCGUCCAUUUCGUAGGGUUUGAAUAGGUGAAAGCGUGACGGAUGCACGGCGUUCCAUGUCGAAAGAAGGAAAGAAAUAUUGUUUAAGUCUUAAAAAUACUUAAUUCAUCGGAGUAAUUGUAAUCCGUAGAGCACAAAUACAGCUUUGUGUCAGUUCACCUAUUUGUCUUAACAGACCUAGAUUCAAACUGCCAGAUUUUUAACAAUAUUAUACCUAUUUUCAUUACAAUAUUGCAGAAAAUAGUCAUUAUAGGAGUAAAUUUAAUGUGGUUUCACUGUUUUUUUCUAAGUCUUCUUUUUCUUAGUAUAACGUUUUGUAGAAUGUCUACAGUCUCUAGGGUAAUCUCGUGGUGUCCUAGAACUCACUAGUUAUUUUUAAUGUUGGUACUUACCUCCACAGCUUGUUAGCGGCGAAUUAAAUUAUAUGGUGAUUAGAAUUGUUCUUGUCAUAUUUAUUUAUUUAUUUGAAGGUUGUGGUUAUUCGUCUAAAUUAUACACUUGUUGUCAGGCGGUUAUUUUAUAUUGGUGUACUUAGUUAUUGUAGUGAAUUCUCGAAACUGUUAUAUUUAUUUAUUAUUUUACUUUUGGUUUGAAUUUAUUAUAAAGGAUCUCAUCAAUUUCAACGACCAAAUCUGAUUGUCUUGUGAAGAGUCUGUGUUGUGUCUUGAGAGAAUAUAUGGAACUUUUGAUGAAUUUAUCAAUAUCAAGUGUCAAAAUUACAGAUAGGUAUUUACGAUUUUGACGAGUAUAGUAAGUAAUCAAACUGAACAUUGUUGGGUUAUUCUACUUUUUACUGCAGGUUUUUACGAUUUCAAAGAAUCUUGAACUUUUAAUAUUCGUAGUGCGUUUUAACUUACACUAGCUACUUAGAAAUGAUGAGCACAGAGCAGGCCUCAAUAUUUGACUCUUGGCUUUUUUUAUUUUCCGAAUUUAUAGUCUGGAGUAUGCAAAUAUACAACUAUGUUACCGUCCCCGCUCUUUUACUCAUAAUGACAACUUUGUUACUGAUAAAAAUAUAUAUAAAAAUAGAUAAAAUAUUUUUUACUUUGAUUACGAGGCAUCGUUAGUGCGGCAUUCAAUUGUACUUUAUAUUUAUAUACAAUUAAAAAAAUACACAAUUUACAAAUAUAAGCAUCAAAUACUUUCUUCAGGGGACACAAAAACCUGCAGUAAAAAGUAGAAUGACCCUGUUAUUCACUUCAAAACUAUCAAAAACAUUAAUCUUUCGUCUUUUUAUAUUUAGCUGUAUGACCGUCACGGCUAUGUAUGUAAACAUUUUCACAAGUUAAUCUUAGUAGUAUUCCAUUAUAAUAUUAUUAUGUACCUACACAAUAGUGAUUAGGUACUUUUUGAGUUUUCAAAGAUUGUUUAAGUGAGGCUUCCAUCGCAGUAAUUUUAUGAAUAUAGUGAAACAAAAUCUCUCUAUUAGUUAUUAUAAUUUAUUAUUAUAGUACUUAAAAAUACAAGAGACCAGUAUUUUCGCAUUUAUAGUCAAAGUAUUCCUGUUCCAAAAUGAUUUUUAGUUAUUAGUAGAAAGUCGAAUGAUUAUUCUCAUAGGAUCAGUAUUUAAUAGUUUUAUCGAUUUGCAGUAUUAUCAUCAUAUUACAAUAUCGUUUUCACCACACCAACUAGUAAAAGCCCUCUCCGAUCGUUCAAAAACUAAUGAGAAAGUUGCAUUUUAUCCACAAAGUAAUCAGAUGCAAAUUUUGAGUUGUUUCCUUAUGUUAGAAUUGACUUUUAAAUGAUGAUUUUGAAUCUCAUCUUCAUUCAUUUGGAUUUGAUUUAAUUUGAUAUUUUUGUGUGGUGGAAAUUGUUGUGUUUCACUCGGAGGCAAAGUUUGUUUAACCCUCGUGCCUUGAACCCUCGCAAAGCUCGAGAUUCCACUUCUAGAACCACUCGCUACAAUCGUGGUUCAAUUUUGGAAUAUUUCGCUUGCUAAGGUAUCAAUAUCACGAGAGGUUAAACAACAACUUUGCCCCCUUGUAAAUCAAAUAACUAUUUUCGUUUUUAUGGUAGUGUGAUAUGAAGAUUAUUUUAGACCCUCAGAAAUUAGACCAAGUUGGUUUAUAAGCGCUUUCACAUAGCUUAAUUAAUUCAGAAACUGACGACAGGAACGCAGCUAUACGGUAGAGAUAUCUGCAUCUCACUUCCACGUAUUGCUGCCUACCUGUCUUCAGUUACUGAAUAACGUAAGGUAUGUAAAACUCUUAGAGAAAACUAGGAGACUUGUGCUAAUAAUUUAUUCUAAAGAAAUUUUGUAAAAGCCAUGCUGUGCUGUGUGAGAAAUAUUUUAAUUUUCUACAUUUGUGAUGUCCAUGGCUGUUAUGUUAAUCAUACGUAGUUUAUGCGUGUUAAUACAUAUUUAGGUGCAUUAAUUUAGUAGCGUGUCUGAAGAAUAUAUUUAUUGCUUGUCCUACUACCGGUACUAGAUAAUUGCUUAUUGUGAGUGAGUUAUAGAAAGCUCGACACACGGACCACUAAUUAGACCUACUUUUUGUAGUAAUUAUCACGUUAAUGUAUUUUACAGUACAUAUGGUGCUACUUUUCCGCACUAGUGCGUAAAUUAGCACAUUAUGCAACUAUGUCGAAAAUUUAAAGGUCAUAUGUACUGUAAAACGUUGUACGAUACAUGUGCGAAUAGGUGAUUCGCAUCUCGUGUCGAUUUAAAACACUUCCUUCGAUCGUGUUUUAAUUUACCACUCGUUACGAAUUUCCUAUUUUUCGCACUUGUAUCGUAAAUAACAAUUUCUUAUAUUAAAUAUGUUGUUUGUUAUAUUCGUGCACUACGAUUCAUGUAACUCUUCUAAAUAUUGCACGUAUCAUUUACGUAUAAGUUUAUCAUUGCCAUACGUGUACCAUCUUAUUGGAAAAUAUCUCGAUGUCAAGAUCAAAACUUUGUCGUAAGUCUUAAGAGAAUUAAAGCCAUUGCUAGGCUUAAAAUGUAUUUAUAGAGGGUAAUAGAGCUUAUCCUAUAUUGUGUAGAUGUAUCGGCCUGUCCUACGAUGUCUACGUGUUAUUAUCAUAUUAAAUAAAUUUAUUUUGUGAUUGGA